Molecule: messenger RNA, 700 nt
Organism: Brachypodium distachyon (stiff brome)
Lineage: Eukaryota; Viridiplantae; Streptophyta; Magnoliopsida; Poales; Poaceae
Product: peamaclein
Exons: 2
Coding region: 105-386 (93 amino acids)
Source: RefSeq, a predicted model, not a curated record
AAACACUGGAGCAAACUCACUCAAGCCACCCCCCUCACUCUGAUCUCAACCCCACGCAAAGUAGCAACCAACACUGCCAGAGCCAGGCAUCUCAAGCUAGCACAAUGAAGCUUCACACCACCACCACCAUGGCUCUCUUCCUCUUCCUCCUCUUAGCCUCCUCAUUCCUCCAAGUCUCCGUGGCCGGAUCAGAGUUCUGCGACAGCAAGUGCAGCUUCAGGUGCUCCAAGGCGAGCCGGCACGACGACUGCCUCAAGUACUGCGGGAUAUGCUGCGCCGAGUGCAACUGCGUGCCGUCUGGGACGUCCGGGAACAAGGACGAGUGCCCCUGCUACCGCGACAAGACCACCGGGAAAGGCAGCCGCAAGAGGUCCAAGUGCCCAUGAUCAUCCAUCCAAAGCCAUGAUUUCAACAACUGAACCGCCUCAUGUAAUGUUUGCUGAAGGAACAUAUAAAGAUCCUUAUAUCUGCAUGUAAACCAUGACCGGCCAUGCAAAGCAUAUGGUGUAUGUAUAAUGUACAUGGUCGGAUAUGCCGAUAUGUACAAUGCUGUGCUCUGUUAAUGCACGGUAGUUCAUUAAGUGUACGUUUGGGACGCGUCAUUAAGUUCAUUAAGCAUAUGGUGUAAUGAACUACCGUGCAUUAACAGAGCUUGUUUGCUGGCCCAAAUAUUGUGCAGUAAUUUUCUCAUGUUUAUUUA